GCCCUUUUCGCACCGCUAUCGCCGUUCACUAUCUUUACGGCUAGCGAAGGGGAACCAUGUCAGGCACGGGAGGUAAGCGUGCCUCUGGAGGGGACAGCCCCCCUGGCCCCCCUGAAAAGAAGAUGAAAAAAGAGGAAAAGACUACGACCACCCUCAUCGAGCCCAUUCGUAUUGGGGGAGUUUCAUCCACGGAGGAAAUGGACAUGAAGGUCCUUCAGUUUAAGAACAAGAAGCUGCUUGAGCGCCUUGAGCAGAGGCAGGCAAUGGAAGAUGAGCUCAGAGAGAAAAUUGAGAAGCUGGAAAAAAGACAAGCAACUGAUGAUACCACACUUCUCAUUGUUAAUCGUUGCUGGACCCAGCUGGAGGAAAAUGUUCAAGAGUUACUGCAACGUGUUGAACCUGAGGUUACUCCAGCACCUGUGCAGACUCCUGUUAGUCCCCCAGCCUCUGUCCCUACUACUGCAACAGCCCCCUCACCUGCCACUGAUGUUCCUGCCCCUUUGCCAACUCCAGUGGAAGGAGAGGAUGGGCUUCCUCAGCCUCUGCCUCCAGCGGAGGAGGAACAGCAGCAGACCGAACAGGUACAGAAGCAGGAGCAGCAACAGGAACAAGAGCAACAGCAGGCUGAUGCUGUGGAGAAGCCUCCUGAGGAGCCAGUAGGGGAUGGAAUACUUGCUCCUCCUCCACCUCCUCCAUUAAGCGAGAGUGCAAAGGCCUUCCUCUCCACUCUGGAUAACAGCAGUGAGGAGGAGCUCAGUUUGCAGCUGCAGGAUAGAAUGCAGUUCAGCAAGGGAGCAGUAGCCUGCAUGGUCUGCAUCUUUGACCGACUGCACAACUCCAUUGAAUAUCUGUGCUCUCGUGUACAAACAGCAGUAUGUGAGGAUGAUGCUCAGCGAGAGGUUGUUGCUACGACUCGCACACUACUAGAAGAGAAUAAUAGACUUCAAGACCUGGCUUCCUCCCUUCAAGGGAGACACCACAAAAUGUCAUUGGAGUAUAAUGAACUGGUUGACAAAGUCACAAGUUCUGAGACAAAAGUAUCUGAGAUGGAGACAGCUGUGGAAGACCUGCAGUGGGACAUUGAGAAACUCCGCAAAAGAGAACAGAAGCUCAAUAAGCACCUAGCAGAGGCUCUUGAACAGCUGAAUUCGGGCUACCAUGCCUCUGGCAGCUCUGGUGGCCUACCUGGAGGUCAGAUUACUCUAAACAUACAGAAGUUUGAGUUGCUGAAUGCAGAGCUGGAGCAGAACCAGGAGUUGGCCAAUAGCCGCAUGGCAGAGCUGGAGAAAUUGCAGCAGGAGCUACAGGAGGCAGUUCGGGAAAGUGAGAAACUGAAGAUUGACCUUCGGAACAUUCCAGAGGAGGUGGUGAAGGAGACUCCAGAGUACAAGUGCCUCCAGUCUCAGUUCUCUUUGCUGUACAAUGAGUCUCUGGGAGUGAAGACCCAGCUGGAUGAGGCCAGGGCCCUGUUGCUUACUGCCAAGAAUGCUCACCUAAGGCAGAUAGAACACAUGGAGAGUGAUGAGCUGUCUCUUCAGAAGAAGCUUCGAACUGAGGUCAUCCAGUUAGAGGACACGCUAGCUCAGGUGCGCAAGGAAUAUGAAAUGCUAAGGAUCGAAUUUGAACAGAACCUUGCCGCCAAUGAGCAAGCAGGUCCAAUAAACAGAGAAAUGAGACAUCUAAUUAGCAGCCUUCAGAAUCAUAACCACCAGCUCAAGGGGGACGUGCAGAGAUACAAGAGGAAGUUGCGUGAGACUCAGAUGGAAAUCAACAAGUUGAAGUGUCAGAGCGGAGAUGCCAGCAGUGUGCUGAUGUUGGAGGAAAAUGUGAAUGAUGGGGGACUGGAUCUGAAAAAAGAGGAGGAUGAUGACCAAGAAGAAGAGGAGGAGAGGAGGCGAGAGCUGGAGAGACAAAGAGCCCGGGAGCGUGAGAGAGAGGCAGAAAGAGAGAGGGAGAGAGAAAGAGAGCGGGAAAGGCAGCGCAGUGAGGAGCUGAAGAGGAAAGACUCUGACACGCUGAAGAUGCUCAGGACAGAGCUCAAGAAAGCUCAGGAGUCUCAGAAGGAGAUGAAGUUGCUGCUCGACAUGUAUAAGUCUGCACCAAAAGAGCAGAGGGACAAAGUGCAGCUGAUGGCAGCUGAGAGGAAAGCCAAGGCAGAGGUGGAGGAGCUGAGGCAGCGGGUACGGGAGCUUGAGGAGAGAGAGAGGAAGGAGAGCAAGAAACUGGCUGAUGAAGAUGCUCUGAGGAAGAUUCGAGUGGCUGAGGAGACUAUUGAACAUUUGCAGAAAAAGCUUACUGCCACUAAACAAGAGGAGGAAGCCCUGCUUAGUGAGAUGGAUGUGACGGGUCAGGCCUUUGAAGACAUGCAGGAGCAGAAUAGCCGAUUAAUGCAGCAGCUGCGAGAGAAAGAUGAUGCCAAUUUCAAGCUGAUGAGUGAGAGGAUCAAAUCUAACCAGAUCUAUAAGCUGCUGCGAGAGGAGAAAGAGGAACUGGCUGACCAGGUGCUCACCUUCAAAACCCAGGUUGAUGCUCAGCUCUUGGUUGUACAGAAACUUGAGGAGAAGGAGGGCAUCCUGCAAAGUUCACUGGCUGCUCUGGAGAAAGAGUUGGCACUACGCACACAAGCUCUAGAACUCAACAAGCGCAAAGCGGUGGAAGCAGCUCAGCUGGCUGAGGACCUUAAGGUUCAACUGGAACACACCCAGGCCAAGCUGAAGGAGAUCCAGACGUCAGUGCUGGAGAAUCGUACUGCACGAGAGAGGGAGAGCGGCAACCUCAAACGCGCACAGGAGGACUUGUCUAGACUACGCCGAAAGCUGGAGAAGCAGAAGAAAGUGGAGGUAUAUACUGAUGCUGAUGAGAUAUUGCAAGAGGAAAUCAAUCAGUACAAGGCUAAACUACGUUGCCCCUGUUGUAAUACUCGGGAUAAGGAGACUGUGCUUACCAAGUGUUUCCAUGUCUUCUGCUAUGAGUGCUUGAAGACACGCUAUGACACUCGCCAGAGGAAGUGUCCUAAGUGCAACGCUGCUUUUGGAGCCAAUGACUUCCAUCGCAUCUACAUCACUUAAUUUCAAGAUGGAAUGAUUAACAUAAAUAAUAGUAAAGACAUGGGACAUUAUGGAGAA
Molecule: messenger RNA, 3125 nt
Organism: Pygocentrus nattereri (red-bellied piranha)
Lineage: Eukaryota; Metazoa; Chordata; Actinopteri; Characiformes; Serrasalmidae
Gene: rnf40
Product: ring finger protein 40
Exons: 20
Coding region: 57-3068 (1003 amino acids)
Cellular component (GO): HULC complex; nucleus
Molecular function (GO): metal ion binding; ubiquitin protein ligase activity
Source: RefSeq, a predicted model, not a curated record